This is a messenger RNA of Sebastes umbrosus (honeycomb rockfish), 2865 nucleotides long. It is a transcript of the gene p3h1, whose product is annotated as prolyl 3-hydroxylase 1. Bases 90 to 2624 code for a protein of 844 amino acids. Gene Ontology annotation, molecular function: L-ascorbic acid binding; procollagen-proline 3-dioxygenase activity; iron ion binding. Lineage: Eukaryota; Metazoa; Chordata; Actinopteri; Perciformes; Sebastidae. Gene Ontology annotation, cellular component: endoplasmic reticulum. The transcript is spliced from 15 exons. The record is from RefSeq and is a predicted model, not a curated record. Gene Ontology annotation, biological process: collagen metabolic process.
AAGUUCCACCUCCUCUCCUCUCCUCUCUCUGCCUGCCUCUAGUCUCUCUGCUCCGGCCUCCUGUCUCUCUGCAGAGCCUCUUGAGCACCAUGGAGCUCCGUUACUCACCACUGCUCCUCUUCUUCUCCUUCUUCAGCUGUAUUGUUCCUCCUCUGGUCGCCUCCUCGGAGCCUCUGGAGCCGUAUGAUUUCCUCUUCGACACGGCAGUGGAAGCCUACUACAAGUCGGACUGGCUCACCGUGAUCCUGAACAUGGAGAAGGCGCUCCGGAACAAAGCGACGGUCCGCAGCGUGAAGGCUCAGUGCCGGCUCGGCUGCUCCAACCAGACCGGCCUGGGAGCUCCCAUCCCGGGGGCCGGAUCCGUGGACGACCUGGGCUUCUUCCAGAAGAUCCUCAAACGAGCAGACUGCGUGAACUCCUGCGAGACGGAGAAGCUCGGAUCUCCCACUCUGCACCAGGUCACUGAAGAUGUGAAGCUGGAGUUCAACAAGAGGACCCCCUAUAAUUACCUGCAAGUCGCUUAUUUUAAGAUCAAUAUGCUGAACAAGGCGGUGGCCGCUGCCAACACGUUCUUCCUGGCCAACCCAGAUCAUGUGGAGAUGAGACAGAACCUGGAGUACUACAGGAUGAUGGCCGGAGUUCAACCGGAGGAUUUCAAAGAUCUGGAGGCCAAGCCACAUAUGGCCGACUUCCUGCUGGGGAAGAGCUACUACAGCGACGACUCGUUCGGCCUGGCGGCCGAUCACUUCGAAGCGGCGGUAGACGAGUACUUCACCGCCGAUAAGGAGUGCAGAGCGCUGUGUGAGGGAGCCUACAACUACGACGGGUACAACUACAUGGAGUACAGCGCUGACCUGUUCCAGACCAUGACAGACCACUACAUGCAGGUACUGAACUGUAAGCAGCACUGCUCAGUAGAGUUGGCCUCAACCGCUGGCAAAGACAAGCCCUUUGAGGACUUCCUCCCCGCGCACUUCAACUACCUGCAGUUCUCCUACUACAACAGUGAGAAGUACGAGAAGGCCAUAGAGUGCGCUAAGACCUUCCUGUUGUUCCACCCCAACGACGAGGUGAUGAACCAGAACCUGGCGUAUUAUUCUGCCGUCUUGGGUGAAGACAAGGCAGGAACUAUAUCAGCCAGACAGGUGGUGAAACUGUACAUUCAGCAGUCCAUACUGGAAAAAGAGCUGCUCUACUUUGGAUACGAAGCCUUCGGAAUCACCUUCGUAGACCCGGACACGUGGACUCCUGAAGAUGUCAUGCCCAAGAAACUGAGAGACAAGCAGAAAGCCGACAGAGAGACCGCGGCGAGGAUCACAGAGGAAAUAGGAAACCUAAUGAAGGAGAUCGAGACUCUGGUCGAGGAGAAGAAGAAGGAUUCUUCAGAUGUGACCAUGAUGAUAGCGCCGCAGGAAGGCUCUCUAGGGGGUGCUGUGUUGUAUGACGACAUCAAGGUGACCAUGACGUCCACGCAGCUGAACGGCUCUCAGCGGGUGCUGCUGGACGGGGUGAUCACUGACGACGAGUGCAGGGAGCUGCACCGCCUCUCCAACGCAGCUGCUCUAAAAGGUGACGGCUACAGGGGGCGCCCUUCCCCCCACUCGCCCAGUGAGAUGUUCCAGGGAGUCACUGUCCUGAAGGCUGUGAAGCUCGGACAGGAAGGAACGGUUCCCCUGAAGAGCGCUCGUCUGUUCUUCGACCUCAGCGAGAAGGUGAGGAAGGUGUUGGGGUCGUACUUCGGUCUGGACGCUCCGCUCUACUUCUCCUACUCCCAUCUCGUCUGUCGCACCGCCAUCGAUGAGAAGCAGGAGGACCGCGAGGACCUGAGUCACCCGGUCCACGUGGACAACUGUCUGCUGGUCUCUGAGCUGAACGAGUGUAUAAAGGAACCUCCUGCAUACACACACAGAGACUUCAGCGCCAUCCUUUAUCUGAACGAUGACUUCGAGGGAGGAGAUUUCAUUUUCACUGAGUUGGAUGCUAAAACAGUCACGGCCGAGGUGCGUCCACAGUGCGGCCGCGUGGUCGGGUUCGAAGCGGGGCAGGAAAACCCCCACGGUGUCCGAGCCGUCACCAAGGGUCAGAGGUGUGCUGUGGCGCUGUGGUUCACCCUGGAUCCUGCUCACGAGGAAAAGGAGAGAAUCCAAGCUGAGGACAUGCUGAAGAUGUUUUCUACCCCUGUGGACGCGGAGUUCAUCAAAAAGGAGGAGAGCGACACCCCCGAGCCCCGGCCGACAACAACACCAGAACCUCCCGCGCAGGCUGACCGGGUCAAAGCGGACGAUAAGCAAGAUGACAAACCGGCGGAGCAGAAGCCGGACGCACCAGCAGACACGCAAGCGAAGGACAAAGUGGAGGCGAAACCAGUCAGCAAAACAAAAACGGGCGCUAAAGCCAAAGCUGCUCCUAAAGCGAAGGCCAAGGAGGCAAAGACGGCAGACAAACCUGCUGCUAAAAAAGACGGUAAAAAGACGGUUAAAACACAAGCCAAGCAGGCAGGGAAAAAGGACGCAAAACCAGCUGGGAAAAAGACAGUAAAAGUUGCCGCCAAGAAGGACUCCAAAAACGCUAAAGCUGACGCCACGUCGGCCUCAGACUCUCAGAGCGGGAAGGUGGAGCUGUGAUCAGACGGCUCCUGUGACUGUGUCUAUGUGGAGUCUGUUAUUUUCUACAAGGUCUUCUCUGUGGGUGGGUGAAUGAGUGAAAGGUUGAGUUAGUAAGUUCACUGCAGAUGUCACUGAAAUCAUAACUUGAGUGCAAUCAAACUGACAAUCACAGCUAGAGCGCCCAAGUUAAGAGUUAAAUAUGAGCAGAACUUUUCUGUUGUGUGUGAAUCGUUGAAAUAAAAGUGAUGUUUCUAAAUUA